AUGACGUCAAGCAAGUCCCAAACGCCCGUGGCGGUGGACUCAUCGCAUCCGGGCCACGCUCUCACCAUUGGCAAUGAAGAGGAAAAAUCUGCAUUGCUCAAAUUGACUCCAGUGCUACUUCCCAACGACACCACUGUUGAGUCUCUUCAACAUAACUACCCCAAGGAUAAACGAUGGAAAACGUUUCGCUCCGAUUACCGCUAUAUUUACGUCGUGAACUGGAUGUAUCAAUGCCGGGGCUACCUCAAGUUAGCAUCUGAUCACUUUGAUGUAGAUCUUUUCGAGAUUGAACUUUUCGAUUUGGUUCAUCCGCCUCCUGUGGAUGACAUGGCUCUUAUGGUGAACAAAAUGAAAAUAGGCUUACUAAGCAAAAUCCAUGGCAAGAAAAUAGCAUCUUUGGGCUCAUUUGAGUCUUUGUUCCGCAUUUACUUUGGCAGUGACACUCCAUUGGGUGGACCAAACGAGGAAGGAGACCAAUACGAUGAUGAGAAACACGAUCCGACAGUGUAUCCUAGAUUUGAUGAUCUUUUUAUUGAUGAGAAGAUAACUAUAUUGUAUAUGAUGAUGAUCGAAGUGACACAAUACCCUGAUUUUAGAGAUUUCAUUGACAAAAAUAAAUUACCACCCGACGCCUUGAGACCAUUGUGCAUCAACUUUUCUCACGCCAAGAACCAAGAUACCAGUGAAGAUUAUGUUCUUUUGUUUGACGAUACAGCGUUGUACAAACGCGUGGUAACGUGUCCAGAAUUGAGUGUACCUAAAAAGAGAAAGCUCGCUCCUAAGUACCCUGAUGAGGAGUAUGAAGAAGAAUUGUUUGACGUUUCUUCGGUCAAGUUCGAAUUGAUAUACAAGGACAUUUACGGACUUAAUGAUUUCAUCAAAACUUUAACGCCAAAAAAGGCGAAGAGAAAUAAAAUAUUUCUCGAUAUUUUGACAAAGCCAGACUUUGUUUCCAAUAUAUACUCUUAUGAGAUCAGAAAACGCAAAAUCCUUGCUCACAGGCGGAGAGAAUUUGAAAUGGCACGCUUAUUAGCAACAAGAAAACGUUCUUCUCGUAUUGAGGCCAAGGAAAAGCAAAGACAGCAAGAAGAGCAAGAACGAAAACUUCGUGAACUUGAGGAAUUACAACAUGCAACUAGCCGGAGGUCACGUCGUAGUCGAAAUCAACUUGAGCAAAAGUUCAAGAUGGAUUAUACCGAUGGCCUCUCGAGAGAAGAGAGAUUAAAAAUGCGCCUUGGCCUCCGUGAAAAUACUGAGAGCCCCGAAGCUCCAAAUGACACAAUUAUAUCAGUGGAGUCAAGCCCUGGGGCAGUAGAAGUGCCAACAUCUGAAACUUCUCCAUUGAAGGAGGAGCUGGAGGCUCAAGAAGUGGUACCUGACUCAAAGUUGCCAACAUCUUCUCCCUUGAAGGAAGAAUUGGCGGAUCAAGAUGACGCAACCUCAUUUAGAACUGAAAGACUCAAUAGACCGGAUCUCAUUUCCAACAAUGCGCCUUCAGGUGAAGUUUCUGAAUCACACAUUAACAUUCCUGAUGUCAAUUCGAGUGCGCCUUCGCUGAAUGGCGCAGAAACUUCAUGA
Molecule: messenger RNA, 1578 nt
Organism: Clavispora lusitaniae ATCC 42720
Lineage: Eukaryota; Fungi; Ascomycota; Pichiomycetes; Serinales; Metschnikowiaceae
Source: RefSeq, a predicted model, not a curated record